Messenger RNA from Scomber scombrus (Atlantic mackerel), 2475 nucleotides. Its product is annotated as protocadherin beta-16-like. Gene Ontology annotation, molecular function: calcium ion binding. Gene Ontology annotation, biological process: homophilic cell-cell adhesion. The transcript has 2 exons. Gene Ontology annotation, cellular component: plasma membrane. Lineage: Eukaryota; Metazoa; Chordata; Actinopteri; Scombriformes; Scombridae. The record is from RefSeq and is a predicted model, not a curated record. Bases 1 to 2475 code for a protein of 824 amino acids.
AUGGUUUACAUCGAGUUCUACCAGUUCUGUGGCCUAACUGUGAGGAAAAUAUCGGAUAGAACAAUGAAUCGGCAAGUACUGGUGUUUAUCUCUCUCCUUUUCCUCGACUCCGUGUGCGGGCAGGUCAGCUACUCUAUUCCAGAGGAAAUGUCGAAAGGAUCUUUAGUGGGCAACAUAGCGCAAGAUUUAGGAUUAGAGAUAACACGUUUGAUAUCAAGUAAAGCAAAGAUCUAUACUAGAAACAACGACGAAUACGUCGAGCUCAGCCGAAAGAGAGGAGUCCUCCUCGUCAAAGAGAGAAUUGACAGAGAGGCGCUGUGUACAGAGACGGCGCUUUGUGCUUUACAUUUUCAGAUUAUCUUGGAGAAUCCUAUGGAGUUUUACAGUGUUACAGUCCAGAUUACAGACAUCAAUGAUAAUGCGCCAACCUUUGAAAAAAGUGAAAUGAAGUUCAAAAUUAGCGAGUCCGCCGUAACCGGAGCAAAAUUUGUUUUAGAGAGGGCGGUGGAUCUUGAUGUGGGAGUUAAUGAUCUUCAAAAUUACGAACUAAAACCAACAGAUCAUUUUGCGUUAAAACUCCACAAUAAUGUUGAUGGAAAUAAAAAUGUUGAGAUGGUGCUGCAGAAACCUUUAGACAGAGAGAAACAAGAGCAGAUAUCUCUGGUGCUGACAGCUGUAGAUGGAGGAGAGCCGCAGAUGUCAGGAACAAUGUUGAUUCUUAUUACAGUUUUAGACGCUAAUGAUAAUGCUCCUGUUUUUACACAACACACAUACAAAGCUACAGUUACUGAGAAUUCACCUAAAGGCACAGUUGUAGCCACUGUUACAGCCUCAGAUGCAGAUCGAGGCUCUAAUGGUAAAAUAACAUAUUCAAUCACAAAUACCUUAGACAAUGUCAGGAAAGUAUUUCAGGUGAAUGAAGAAUCCGGUGAGAUUUCAUUAAUUGGGGGAAUAGACUUCGAAAAGUCAAGACAUUUUCAGAUAAAUCUGCUCGCUAGUGACGACGGAGGACUCACAGAUUCUUGUAAAUUAAUCGUCGAUGUGCAAGACGUAAAUGACAACAAGCCUGAAAUAAAUAUUAUGUCAAAGUCAAAUGUGAUAUCAGAGGAUGCCAUACUCAACACUGUCGUUACAAUGAUAAACAUCGAAGACUUAGAUUCAGGAGAAAACGGAAAUGUAAAAUGUUUUAUUAGCGAUAAUAUCCCAUUCAUUUUAAAAACAUCAACAAAUAGUUUCUAUAGUUUAGUAACAGACAGUGAUUUAGACAGAGAGAGAGCCUCUGAGUAUAACAUUACUGUGACCUGCUCUGAUGAGGGAGUGCCCUCCCUCUCCAGCAGCGUCACUCUCACCUUACAGAUCUCUGAUGUAAAUGAUAACGUGCCUUUCUUUGAGAGGAGCUCAUAUGAGGCCUACAUUGUAGAAAACAACACACCAGGCCUCUCUAUAUUCACAGUGAAAGCCAGAGACGCUGACUGGAACCAGAAUGCCCGUGUUUCUUACAUACUGGAGGACUCCUCUGUUAACGGAGUGCCAGUCUCCUCAUAUGUGUCCGUUAGUGCUGAUAGUGGAGUCAUCCAUGCAGUUCGCUCUUUUGACUACGAGCAGAUCAAAGACUUCCAGUUCCGCGUCAAAGCGCAGGACGGAGGCUCCCCUCCACUCAGUAGCAAUGUGACUGUGAAGAUAAUGAUCCAGGACCAGAACGACAACCCCCCUCAGGUUCUGUACCCAGUCCAGACUGGUGGCUCUCUAGUGGCUGAAAUGGUUCCUCGUUCAGCAGAUGUGGGCUAUCUGGUGACUAAAGUGGUGGCUGUGGAUGUGGAUUCUGGACAGAAUGCCUGGCUCUCCUAUAAACUGCAGAAAGCCACAGACAGGGCGCUGUUUGAAGUGGGCUUACAGAAUGGAGAAAUAAGAACUAUCCGCCAGGUGACUGAUAAAGAUGCUGUGAAACAAAGACUGACUGUUAUAGUGGAUGACAACGGUCAGCCCUCUCGUUCAGCUACAGUCAUUGUUAACGUGGUGGUGGCGGACAGCUUCCCUGAAGUGCUGUCAGAGUUCACUGACUUUACACACGACAAGGAGUACAAUAACAACCUGACUUUUUACUUAGUGUUGGCUCUGGCUGUAGUUUCCUUCCUCUUCAUCACGUGUUUAGUGGUUAUUAUAUCAGUGAAAAUCUACAGAUGGAGACAGUCUCGCAUCCUGUAUCACUCCAACCUCCCUGUGAUUCCAUAUUAUCCACCACGUUACUCAGACACUUUGGGGACAGGGACUCUCCAACACGUGUACAAUUACGAAGUGUGCAAGACGACUGACUCCAGAAAGAGUGACUGUAAGUUCGGCAGAGCUGGUAGUCAAAACGUGCUGAUUAUGGACCCCAGUUCUACAGGGACGAUGCAGCGGAUACAGAGUGAAAAGAGCAUCAUGGAUGAACCAGACUCUCCUCUAGAGGUUAGACCACCUCAUCACUAUUCCUGA